AUGUCAAAGUCUACAAAGCCUAUUGAGGUCAAUGCGUCAGGAUCUACAAGACCUGCCACAUUAAAAGAGUCGGCCUCAAAUCCUGGGCCCUACCUGGACAUACUGAUGGCUCUCAAGACCCCUCAGGAUGAAGCAAAACUUACAAGACCUUCGUCAAGCACCCCAAAAACUACCCGCCAAGUGUCUUCUCAAAAAGGAGGAGCAUCAAUUCACCUAGAUACCACACCGGUUCCUGGACGGUGUGUCCCAAUGGCCGGUUCCGAUUGCCAGAUUAUUCCUCCAAGCUCCCAGAUGGAUCCCCGGGUUCACGAGUUUGAAAAGUUUGCUAAUUUGCAAAGUCAACUCGAUGAAAAAGCACAAAGACUCGUCAAAGCCGAAGCACAGAUCAAACGCCAAUUUUCACAGCUAUGCAAGACUGAAGACGACAUCCACGCGAGAGAUGAGAAGAUCAAAGCCUGUGAACAAUUUCUUGCGAGUCUCAGAUCUAAUGUCGCAGAAGCAAAGAAAACCAUGGAAGCCAACAAUGCCUCGAUCAUCAAAGCCGCCAAGGACAAGGCUCGAAAGGACGAAGACAAGAUCACGGAUUUGCAGAGACGGCUUGCCAUCAAGGAAAAGAAUGAGGAAUUCCUCAAAGGACGACUCAUGCAAUCCGAGAAGGACGGAAAGGCCAGAGAAGCCACGAUGGAAGGCCUUAUUGUUGAAAACCGAGACCUAAUCUUUGAAAAUCAAGACCUGAAUCUUGAAAUAGAAGACAUGGCCCUUGAAAAACAAAACAUGGCCCUUGAAAUGGAAAAGGAAAACGCGAUGUGGCAGGAGGAUUGUAGGAUUCAAAAGCUGAAGUCCGUCGAUUUAGAGGCAAGGUGCCUCGACGCCGAGAAAGCCAAGCGGGCCGCUGAAGAUGAGCUCCGAAAAGUCAAACAAGUGGCGGAGGGAGACAGAAUUGUGAAGGAAUACCUGCAAGACGAGCUCUCUAUAACUGAAGACGAGACCGACGAACUCCUAACAGAGAGAAACGAACUCCAAAGCAAGCUCAAAGCAGCAGAGAAUGAAAUCGAGCGGCUCAAGUGUGACUUGGCGACAUGCCGGGUCGGUCUCAAUCAAGCCGAAUGGGCGAUGGAGUCCCUCAAGUAUCCCCCAAUAGAAGUUCAAGAGGAGGUUCAGUGGGAAGACCUACAAGAGGGAGAACCUCAAACUGACGACGAGGAGGAUUACUACGAGGAAUCUUCCGAAUCAGAGGAGGAGGAGGAAGAAGAUGAGGAGGAAUAUGAGGAGGAUGAGGAGGAAUAUGAGGAUGAGGAUGAGGAAGAUGAGGAAUGUGGAUGGGUUAUGCCUUAA
Messenger RNA from Fusarium poae, 1335 nucleotides. RefSeq lists its product as uncharacterized. The transcript has a single exon. The record is from RefSeq and is a predicted model, not a curated record. Bases 1 to 1335 code for a protein of 444 amino acids. Lineage: Eukaryota; Fungi; Ascomycota; Sordariomycetes; Hypocreales; Nectriaceae.